UCAAGACGUGGCCCUGCUGGUGGCUUCUCUAGGGGCAGUCACUCACGGUCUGUGCCACCAGCAGACAAAUGGAGCUGCCUGCGUGCUGGGCAGAGAUUCCGGCAUCGUGGUUCUAUGACCUUAUCAGCCAAAGGAGGCUUUUCACAUUGCCACAGUUUGUACUCUGCCUUUUUAAAUAAUUUGUAAGUGACAGUUGGUGUACAUUGCUCAGUUCACCCAAAAACCUUUACACUAGUGCUCAAUUUCUUUUUUCAGAAUUGUCACUCCUCUGAGUAAAUCAACCUUGUGAGUCUGGAGCCAUCAAACGUUGAAGUCUGAUGUCCUCCUGGGAAGUGCUGCCCUGGAUAUUCACGAAACUUUGAAGUGAAACAGUAUGAAGCGUAAGUACAAGAUUGAGUGCAGCGUGUAACUCUGCGUUGAUCAGGUAGUGGUAACACUGCAUCUUCCUGGUGACAGAGAGCCAGCAGAAGUGGUGGAUUUGUCUGUCCGUGUGGACAGGAUGCAGGUAGAUGCUGAGCUCCUGACCAGUGGUGAUGCCUCAAGUACAGGAAGUGCAGGGCAGCUGUUGGAAAGCAGUUCAGCAGAGGGUUCCACGACGAUGAGGUGUGUGGAGCAGAGGACUAACCCAAAGGGCCUGGACAGCUCUGAAGCUGCUGCUUCAAAUGAAAACAAGACUGUUAGUGGCAGUGAUUCCCCUCUUCUCACCAGUGGAAGCUGCAGACCUUCUCGACCUCCCAGGCCUUCCAGACCACCUCCACCCACACCCGCAGACCCCCAUCAGCAGCUGAACAUCGAGGAAUGUGAGUGGCUGAGAAAUGGAGUUGGGACUCAGGGGAGCAAUCGAGCAAUGGGUGCCUGUGUCACAACCUUCCUGCGCGGCCCUUGCAAGCUCCUGCUCCUCUCGCCUGCAAGUGGAGCAGUGCUCAAGCUUGAGGAGUCUUGUCCUCGGCAGGUGGAAAAGAUGGUGCAGCUGCAGGUUUUGUGCAGGCUGCCUGCUGUGUGGCUGCUGAAGGGCAUUUCUCCCCAGCUGAGAUCCCUGAGCCCACGCUGGCAGAGAAUGUGCUGUGCCACCAUCUCUUCUGUGGAGACACUUUGCAGCUUCUCUGCGUUUCCAGGUGCCAUAAGCCAGACUGGCACAGUCUUGGGACUCAGACUUGGGAGAAAGUGAAGAAACCCCAAAGCAAGUGCUGCUCGGCUGAGGAAGGAAGCCAAGAAGGAGAGCAAAAAGAACCGAGCAGGGCUUGAGCGAGAAGGCCCACAGGACACUCGAAUCAGCUGGAAUGCUUCCUCGGAGAUGGCACCAAAGGCAGCGGACUGAGUUGCCUGGUUUUCACAGACAGUGCAGAGGAACUGAGGCACCUGGAAGGGAAGGGCUUGUGCUGCAUUCCAAGCAAAGAGGACUUGCCAGAGGCAGGACUUCAGCUAUGGCAAGAGAUGGUGAUGCUGCGUUCCUUCAGCAUGUGUCUCUUCAGGGCCAGAGCCGGUCUAGUAUGAGAUUGAAAUACGGCUAGCCAGGCCUGGAGAGAGAGGAGGUGACGUGGCCAUAGGAUCAGGCUUCUCCUUGUGUCUGCCUGGUGGCUGAAUGACUCAUUGCUAAGCAGAAAUCCUGGACACUGGGGUUUCGUUUUGGGCUGUGUUGAUAAAUGCAACCCAAAUCCUUCUGUAUUGAAUAAAAGUGAAACCAACCUUUUCAAA
Messenger RNA from Tympanuchus pallidicinctus (lesser prairie-chicken), 1695 nucleotides. RefSeq lists its product as uncharacterized. The transcript is spliced from 7 exons. The record is from RefSeq and is a predicted model, not a curated record. Bases 500 to 1168 code for a protein of 222 amino acids. Lineage: Eukaryota; Metazoa; Chordata; Aves; Galliformes; Phasianidae.